AUGACGGUUGCGCGGCCAGUUCGGGCCUUGAUCGCCGGCGGAUGCAUCAUCUGGUGUUUCUUCCUAUGGCAAAUAUUUGCUCCGUCAUGGUCUCUUAAGGGACCUGGCGAUCGCUACUCCAAUUUUGAACGGGAUCCCAUGCUAGAUCCUACCGAUGAACCGGAUGGAACAUUACAUCGUACGAGUCCGAGAUAUGCCCACGAUGCGAAAAAGACGGAGCGCAUCGACGCUACGCUGCUGGCCCUUGUGAGGAACGAGGAGGUGGAUGCUAUGGUUAUGUCGAUGCGCGACCUCGAGAGGACGUGGAACUCCAAGUUUAAUUAUCCUUGGACAUUCUUCAAUGACAAGCCCUUCACUGAGGAGUUCAAGAGGAAGACAAGAGCUGCGACAAAGGCGAAGUGCAAUUAUGAACUCAUCCCCUCGGAGCAUUGGGAUAUGCCCUCAUGGAUAGACCAAGAGCUAUUUGAAGAAUCCGCCAAGAUCCUCGAAAAGAACGGCGUCCAAUACGCAAGCAAGAUCUCGUACCACCAGAUGUGUCGAUGGAACAGCGGUCUCUUCUACAAGCACCCGGCCCUCAAAGACAUCCGCUAUUACUGGCGAGUCGAGCCUAAUGUACACUUCUUCUGCGAUGUCGACUACGAUGUGUUUCGCUACAUGCACGACAACAACAAGACGUAUGGCUUCACGAUCAACCUCUACGACGACCCCAAGACGCUUCCUUCGCUAUGGCCCGAGACCGUCAAGUUCCUCGCCGAGCAUCCAACCUACAUCCACGAUAACAGUGCUGUUGCUUGGGUCACCGAUGAUGUACGUCGACCGACGACGAAUAGAAAAGCUCAGGGGUACUCAACUUGCCAUUUCUGGAGUAAUUUCGAGAUUGGGGAUAUGACGUUUUGGAGAAGCAAGACUUACGAAGACUACUUCAACCACCUCGAUCGUGCUGGCGGGUUCUUUUAUGAACGAUGGGGUGAUGCCCCUGUUCAUAGUAUUGCUCUUGGUCUUUUUGAGGACCAGAGUAAGAUUCAUUGGUUCCGCGAUAUUGGAUAUCAGCACAUCCCCUUCUUCAACUGCCCCAACUCGCCAAAAUGCAAAGGCUGUGUUACCGGCCGCCUCACAGACGGCGAAGCUUGGUUACACCGAGAAGAUUGUCGACCCAACUGGUUCAAGUACGUCGGCAUGGGGUGA
Molecule: messenger RNA, 1185 nt
Organism: Fusarium sp. VM40
Lineage: Eukaryota; Fungi; Ascomycota; Sordariomycetes; Hypocreales; Nectriaceae
Source: the annotation of a GenBank genome assembly